ACAAAAUAUGGCAGCACACACCCCAUAAACGUACACGUGAGAAAGCUAACAUGAACGGAAUUUUUAAGCAUCUUUAGCUUUAUCUGUCCUCACAGAAAGACAUUUUCUCUCAGACUUAACGUUGAGUGGCAAGUACAUUAUCUUGCUUCAAUUGACUUAUUUGUAUGUUUCUGCAUUUCUAAGAAAAUGAAUGUUAGAUAACGAAGGUUAGCUAGUCUUUCCAUAGCUGAAGCGGAAGCGGUCUCUUGACCUUGUUAGCCUUGUAGUCAUAUUAUUGAUUAAAUGUUUUUUCUGUGUAUUAGACUGCAUUUCUGGACAAGAAUAUAAAGUGGAGACGUUUAUUUAAGUAAUGUCUUAACGCGAAUGGAAGAUUAAUAUUUUUUUCUAAACACGUUGGAGUUUGUAGCUAAACAAUUAUGUUGACAUAAAUUGGACUAUAUUGGUGUUUUAUUUACACGCCCGUUCAAUUUACCUUUCCUUCGAUCAUUAUUGAGCCGCAUUAUGUCUGUCAGGGUGACACAAGAAGUCAUGAAAUGGUCCCUGCGCUUUUGCAGCCACAGGUCUCCAUGGCAACGGCGUGGUUUUCUGGUGACAACAGUUAAGAACCCAUCUUUUCCCAGUUUGCAACAGUUUGCACACAUUCUGGGCCCAAGACAGAGCCAAAAAUGGAUUUCCAGGAGUCUUGUCAGUGCUGUGAGGUUCUUAUCACAUGAUAGGAUUCACAGUGAUGAACUGGAGGACAGAAAGCAUACCUCCUCUGAACUAUCGGAGCUGUCACAUCCUGCUCAGAUGCACUUUGAUGAGGCAGUCUCAGAGCAGAAACAGCAGAGGUCUCCUUUCAUGAACCACCUGCAACUCUGUGGCUCCCCAUCAGAUGUUUUAGACCUUACUUGUAAGUACUCUCCUACAGUACGCCAGAUCAGCAACUGUCUGACCCAAAUGUGGUCCAGCCUUAAGAAGAUGUCAGAUGAUCAACGACGCUAUGAGUUGCAGCUGAUGUUUGAACAUCCAGCAUUUGACAAACUUCUGCAAAAGGCGCUUAGCUCUGUUAAUCACAUGCGCAAUGAUGACCUCACUUACUCUCUCUUGAGCAUGGUCAGAUUGGGUGUGCCUCAACGUAGCCGUGUGGUUCAGACUUUCCUUCGAACCUGCCAGGAGAAACUGAACGACUUUGAUGAGAAGAGUCUGUCUAUUUUGGCUUCCUGUCUAGAACAAAUGGAUGACAGUCCCAACGUGGAUGCACUAAAGGACGGCAUGAGGCAGAUAGUCAAGACCCAUCUUCCUGGAAUUAAGAAUGUAAUGACUCUCCAGACCAUGAUCCGUAUUUUGGGAAAAGAUGCCCCGAAGGAGCUUAAAUGGAAACUAGAAAAAAAGGUCUUAUCAAUGACAGACCAUUUCAGCCUUCCCAACGCCCAACACAUGAUCUCCACUAUGGCCACAGUGGGCUUCUACUCCAAACCACUACUGCAGGUGUGCAGUAAAAAAAUCACAGAAAACCUUCAUGGUAUCCCUUUUAAUAGAUUAUAUAAAGUGCUUCAGUCCUGUAAGGAACUUCUCUACAGAGAUGUAGCUCUGCUCACUGGGAUUUCAGACUAUGUCGCUUCCACACUGGAGAUUUGGACUAAUAAACAGCUGCUCCUCUUCCUGUCUGUGUUUGAGGACCUCCACUUCUGUCCUGAUGCCUUAAUGGAGGCCUAUGCUGAGAAAGUGAUCACCAAUCCCGAUGUCCUGACACUUAAAGACCUCCUGUGUGUCCUCAAGGUGUACUCCUUUCUUAACUAUGAUCUACAGCACAGAAGACAACAGUUUCUGGAUUGCCUCAGCCAUGCCCUUGGCUCCUAUCUGCCGAGGAUGUCUGGGUUUUUGUUGUUACAGGCCGUCUACUGUCUCUGUGUGUUGGGUCACUUUCCAGCUGUGCUACUGGAGCAGCUCCUGCAAAGUAGCACAGUAGAGCAACUUUUGGCAUCAAAGCUUGUCAAGAGCCGGGAGAGGAUGUUUCAGACAGUGGAUUUGUGCCUCCGUGUUGACCGUCCUCCUCUUCCUCGGCCCCUGACUGUCCCUACAUCAGUCUUGGGAACAUCCCCUCUUGCCAGCCCAUCAGUUAAUCAAUGGCUCUCGCAGGGGCUGCAGAGCGUGCUGGGGGAUCAGGCUCAAACAAUGCUGCAGGAGAGGGUGGUGGUGGAGAACUUUUACCUCAUAGAUGGUCUUAUAACCAAAUCUGUGCCAAACCAAACGUCUUUGACAGAAGGAAGCGGCUGUGCAGAGGAACAGUGUUCUCCAGCAGAGAGCAGUCAAAGAAUUGCUGUCAUUUAUGCACCCCCCUCUUGUUUUUGCUACGGUACGUCCAAUCCCUAUGGUUACCUUGCUGUCAAGAUCCGUCAUCUAAAGAUCCUGGGUUACACCCCUGUUCUGGUAACAGAGCGGGAUCUACGAUCUGAGUCUGAGGAAGGGAGGAGAGAGAUGCUCAGGGGACUGAUUUUUCCAGAACACCACACAUCAGAAGCACAGCCUAAAACAGAGCACCUUGAAUCCUAAAGUUCAAGCUCUGAUCUGCUUCUCAAAAGUUUGUAAUUCUUAAAAAUAAACAAUAAAAAAUAUUAAAAUAU
Messenger RNA from Melanotaenia boesemani (Boeseman's rainbowfish), 2606 nucleotides. RefSeq names its product FAST kinase domains 2 (gene fastkd2). The transcript has 11 exons. Gene Ontology annotation, molecular function: RNA binding. Lineage: Eukaryota; Metazoa; Chordata; Actinopteri; Atheriniformes; Melanotaeniidae. The record is from RefSeq and is a predicted model, not a curated record. The coding region runs from base 502 to 2535 and encodes 677 amino acids. Gene Ontology annotation, cellular component: ribonucleoprotein granule; mitochondrial matrix. Gene Ontology annotation, biological process: regulation of mitochondrial mRNA stability; mitochondrial RNA processing.